This is a messenger RNA of Canis lupus familiaris (dog), 3313 nucleotides long. It is a transcript of the gene NFIX, whose product is annotated as nuclear factor I X. Gene Ontology annotation, molecular function: DNA-binding transcription factor activity, RNA polymerase II-specific; RNA polymerase II cis-regulatory region sequence-specific DNA binding. Gene Ontology annotation, cellular component: nucleus. The record is from RefSeq and is a predicted model, not a curated record. The transcript has 12 exons. Gene Ontology annotation, biological process: regulation of transcription by RNA polymerase II. Bases 427 to 2046 code for a protein of 539 amino acids. NCBI's taxonomy places the organism in Eukaryota, Metazoa, Chordata, Mammalia, Carnivora, Canidae.
UGCAUAUUUUCCUUCUCUCUCUCUCUCUCUCUCUCUCUCUCUUAAAACUGAAAGAGGAUGCACAGGAGGCGAAAUUGAAAAUUUUUUUGUUGGCUUUUGUUUACCUGGCGUGUGUGGCAACCGGCUCGCUCCCUCUCUCUGCUUGCUAUCCCUGACCUUUCUUUCUUUUUGCUCCUUUUCAAAAAAAAUAUUAAUUUCCCCCUUCUGUGCAAUGGAGCGUGGAGGGGGGAGGAGGGGGAAGGGUUUGAGAAUCCACCCAAGCCCGGCCCCUAUUCCCCAGCACACCAAUAAUAACCCCCUUUAAAACAUUUACCUUCCUCCCCUGCUCCUCCCCCUCCCCCUCCCCCCACCCGCCCCCAACUCACAACUCUGUUGAGUCCAGAAGCUCAGAAUCGGGCGUUGGGCUUUGCCGGGUGCUUCAGAUCAAUGGAUGAGUUCCACCCGUUCAUCGAGGCGCUGCUGCCUCACGUCCGCGCCUUCUCCUACACCUGGUUCAACCUGCAGGCGCGGAAGCGCAAGUACUUCAAGAAGCACGAGAAGCGGAUGUCGAAGGACGAGGAGCGGGCGGUGAAGGACGAGCUGCUGGGCGAGAAGCCCGAGAUCAAGCAGAAGUGGGCAUCCCGGCUGCUGGCCAAGCUGCGCAAAGACAUCCGGCCUGAGUUCCGAGAGGACUUUGUGCUGACCAUCACGGGCAAGAAGCCCCCCUGCUGCGUGCUCUCCAACCCCGACCAGAAGGGCAAGAUCCGGCGGAUUGACUGCCUGCGCCAGGCCGACAAGGUGUGGCGGCUGGACCUGGUCAUGGUGAUUUUGUUUAAGGGGAUCCCCCUGGAAAGUACUGAUGGGGAGCGGCUCUACAAGUCGCCCCAGUGCUCGAACCCCGGCCUCUGCGUCCAGCCACAUCACAUUGGAGUCACAAUCAAAGAACUGGAUCUUUAUCUGGCUUACUUUGUCCACACUCCAGAUGCCAAGAAGAGGCCAGAGAAACCCUGCAACUGCAGGGCGGGUGUUCCAAAGCCUUUCCCCACUCCCUCUCGAUGGAAAGGAGGGGAACUAGAGGAGCAGAGUGACUUUGGUACCUCAGACAGCACACCUGAAGAAUCCGGACAAUCAGAUAGUUCAAACCAGCAAGGAGAUGCGGACAUCAAACCACUGCCCAACGGGCACUUAAGUUUCCAGGACUGUUUUGUGACUUCCGGGGUCUGGAAUGUGACGGAGCUGGUGAGAGUAUCACAGACUCCUGUUGCGACAGCAUCAGGGCCCAACUUCUCACUGGCAGACCUGGAGAGUCCCAGCUACUACAACAUAAACCAGGUGACCCUGGGGCGGCGGUCCAUCACCUCCCCUCCUUCCACCAGCACCACCAAGCGCCCCAAGUCCAUCGAUGACAGCGAGAUGGAGAGCCCUGUCGAUGAUGUCUUCUAUCCUGGUACAGGCCGCUCCCCAGCAGCUGGCAGCAGCCAGUCCAGUGGGUGGCCCAACGAUGUGGAUGCAGGCCCGGCUUCUCUAAAGAAGUCAGGAAAGCUGGACUUCUGCAGUGCCCUCUCCUCUCAGGGCAGCUCCCCGCGCAUGGCUUUCACUCACCACCCGCUGCCUGUGCUUGCUGGAGUCAGACCAGGAAGCCCUCGGGCCACAGCAUCAGCGCUGCACUUUCCCUCCACAUCCAUCAUCCAGCAGUCGAGCCCGUACUUCACGCACCCGACCAUCCGCUAUCACCACCACCACGGGCAGGACUCGCUGAAGGAGUUUGUGCAGUUCGUGUGCUCGGACGGCUCGGGCCAGGCCACCGGACAGCCCAACGGUAGCGGCCAGGGCAAAGUCCCGGGGUCAUUUUUGCUACCGCCGCCGCCUCCAGUGGCCAGACCUGUGCCCCUUCCUAUGCCUGAUUCCAAAUCCACCAGCACUGCCCCAGACGGCGCCGCCUUGACUCCUCCAUCACCUUCAUUCGCAACGACAGGCGCCUCCUCUGCCAACCGGUUUGUCAGCAUCGGACCCCGGGACGGCAACUUUCUGAACAUCCCACAGCAGUCUCAGUCCUGGUUCCUCUGAUAAGAUCGACAAAAGAAAUGACAAAAUGUAAAGAAGAGGUUCCUCAAACGGGGGGAGAAGAAAUUUUGAGACGUGGAAAAAUCCCCCAGCCCAGCCCCACCGAAAAGCAAAAAUUAAACGUCGUCAGCCACUCAGCCCUUCUCUCCUCCAGCCCGGGGAGCCCUGCAGGCCCCCAGAAGCAGCCCAGUUCUCGGAGAGCCCUCAGAAGAGGUCUCGGUGGAGCUGUGCACCAGCAGCCAAGCAGAAAGAAACAUGCAAAACGGACUCUGUUAAGUAGAGGACAGAAAGAAAGAAAGGAUGCAGCAGAACUGCCUUUCUCCCCUCCCUACCCCGCCCCGACCUUCCGGGGAAGGAACAAAAUCAACCCGACAAAGCAACCAGCACAGUUCUAAAGGGGCCUGUCCUACACCCUCACCCUUCCUAGGGGAACCCCACCCUCGACUCUGGCCGAAGCUUCACUAGGGAGCUCGGAGGACAAGCUUGUACAAAUGAUGGGGUGCAGAUCCAGAGGGUUCUCCCUCCAGACUCCGCCCCCUCCCUGCCUGUCUCCCCCUCCUCCCCUCCCUUGCCCCCCUAGUCCCCACUGCCUUGGCCUCUGGCUUCUUCCCCCCAGCUGCUCUGGACUAGGUGAGGCCCAUGGCUUCCAGGUCUCCCUGCCCUACCUUCGGGCUAGAAGCCCCCCUCCACCCUGGGGGUCAGGGAGCAUCCCCUGGAGCUAGUUUCUUGCUCCUGGAAUGGAGGGUGUUGUCACCCCACCCUGAGUUUCGGGGGUAGUUUCAGGGCCUCAGACCCCUCUGUACAGUCCAUAGGAAAAAGUCGGAAUGCUACGACAGCCCGUCCCAGCCUGGGACAGGCCCCCUCUUCCCUUUCUCUGCAGGCUGGGAAAAUCACUCUCUCGCCAUGCCACAAGUGAGGGGAGGUGGGCCCCAGGUCACCCCCACACCCCAGCCCCCCGCAUGCAGGUGCCCUCGCUCCGCCCCACCGGUCCCUGCCCCUGCCCCUCACACAGACAGCCCUGCUGUGGCCGGGCCGGAGAGUGGAGCAGAAAGGGGACCCCGGAGCCGAGCGAGGAGGACGAGGCAGCCGCCGCUGCCACUGGCUAAGCUGCCACCUGCGCUAGGUAGGCGUCCUGCUCGCCGACUUUCAGUUCCUUUGGAGGGUGUCGGGUGUUGUCCUUUUUCAAAAGUGUUUUGGAGCUUUCUCUGUCCCCUCCCCCCCCAACCCCACUUUCUCCACCACAUGGGCCUCCUGGCCACUUCUCUCUGGA